This is a messenger RNA of Ostertagia ostertagi, 252 nucleotides long. The record is from the annotation of a GenBank genome assembly. NCBI's taxonomy places the organism in Eukaryota, Metazoa, Nematoda, Chromadorea, Rhabditida, Trichostrongylidae.
AUGUUGAAAUCUGGCCAAAUCUGGAGGAUUUGGCGACAGGAUCAAUCGUCAAGUUGUCCCAAAAUUUCAAAUUUUUACACUUAUGGAGGACCUACCAAGACCCCUCUCAACUCCGAUGGUAUUCGACGUGUCACUGCCGUGAAAAAACGACAUCGUCAGCGAAGAGGUGGAGGUACUACAGGUUGGGAAACAAGUAAACUUGUUUUCGCCGUUGACUCGUUCCGGUCUGGCCGAUAUGGUGGCAGUCAUUGA